AUGGAGCGGAAAGUGCUUGCGCUCCAGGCCCGAAAGAAAAGGACCAAGGCCAAGAAGGACAAAGCCCAGAGGAAAUCUGAAACUCAGCCCCGAGGCUCUGCUCCGCACUCUGAGAGUGACCCGCCUGAGCAGGAAGAGGAGAUCCUGGGAUCUGAUGAUGAUGAGCAGGAAGAUCCCAAUGAUUACUGCAAAGGAGGUUAUCAUCUUGUGAAAAUUGGAGAUCUGUUCAAUGGGAGAUAUCAUGUCAUCCGAAAGUUGGGCUGGGGACACUUUUCAACUGUGUGGUUAUCAUGGGAUAUUCAGGGAAAGAAGUUCGUGGCAAUGAAAGUAGUUAAAAGUGCUGAACAUUAUACUGAAACUGCACUUGAUGAAAUCCGGUUGCUGAAAUCAGUUCGUAAUUCAGAUCCUGAUGAUCCAAACAGAGAAAUGGUUGUUCAACUACUAGAUGACUUUAAAAUAUCAGGAGUUAAUGGAACACAUAUCUGCAUGGUAUUUGAAGUUCUGGGGCAUCAUCUACUCAAGUGGAUCAUCAAGUCCAAUUAUCAGGGGCUUCCUCUGCCUUGUGUCAAAAAAAUUAUUCAGCAAGUGUUACAGGGUCUGGAUUAUUUGCACACCAAGUGCCGUAUCAUCCACACUGACAUUAAACCAGAAAACAUCCUGUUGUCAGUGAAUGAACAAUACAUCCGGAGGCUGGCUGCAGAAGCAACAGAAUGGCAGCGCUCUGGAGCUCCUCCACCUUCUGGAUCUGCAGUCAGUACUGCACCCCAACCUAAACCAGCUGACAAAAUGUCAAAGAAUAAGAAGAAGAAAUUGAAGAAGAAGCAGAAGCGCCAGGCAGAAUUACUAGAGAAGCGAAUGCAGGAGAUUGAGGAAAUGGAGAAAGAGUCGGGCCCCGGGCAAAAAAGACCAAACCAGCAAGAAGAAUCAGAGAGGCCUGUUGAAAGACCCUUGAAAGAGAACCCACCUAAUAAAAUGACCCAAGAAAAACUUGAAGAGUCACGUACCAUUCACCAGGAUCAGACACUUACAGGACGUGGUAUAGAGGGUGGUGCAGCAGAAAUUAAUUGCAAUGGCGUAAUUGAAAUCAUUAAUUAUACUGAGAACAGUAAUAAAGAAACGUUGAGGCUUAAAGAGGAUCUACGUAAUGCUAACGACUGUGAUAUCCAAAAUUUGAAGCAGGAACCUAGUUUACUAAGUUCCCAGAAUGGAGACAGCAGCACAUCUCAAGAAACAGACUCUUGUACACCUGUAACCUCUGAGGUGUCUGAUACCAUGAUGUGCCAGUCUUCGUCAAAUGUAGACCAAUCAUUCAGUGAACAGGACAUUAGCCAACUUCAAGAAAGCAUUCGGGCAGAGAUACCCUGUGAAGAUGAACAAGAGCAAGAACAUAAUGGACCACUAGACAACAAAGGAAAAUCCACUGCUGGAAAUUUUCUUGUUAACCCCCUUGAGCCAAAAAAUGCAGAAAAGCUCCAAGUGAAGAUUGCUGAUCUUGGAAAUGCCUGUUGGGUGCACAAACAUUUCACCGAAGAUAUUCAAACAAGGCAGUAUCGCUCCUUGGAAGUUUUGAUAGGAUCUGGCUAUAAUACCCCUGCUGACAUUUGGAGCACAGCAUGCAUGGCCUUUGAACUGGCCACAGGUGACUACUUAUUUGAACCUCAUUCAGGGGAAGAGUACACACGAGAUGAAGAUCACAUUGCAUUGAUCAUAGAACUUCUGGGGAAGGUGCCUCGCAAGCUCAUUGUGGCAGGAAAAUAUUCCAAGGAAUUUUUCACCAAAAAAGGUGACCUGAAACACAUCACGAAGCUGAAACCCUGGGGCCUUUUUGAGGUUCUAGUGGAGAAGUAUGAGUGGUCUCAGGAAGAGGCAGCUGGCUUCACAGAUUUCUUACUGCCCAUGUUGGAGCUGAUCCCCGAGAAGAGGGCCACUGCCGCUGAGUGUCUCCGGCACCCUUGGCUCAACUCUUAA
This is a messenger RNA of Rangifer tarandus platyrhynchus (Svalbard reindeer), 1968 nucleotides long. The record is from the annotation of a GenBank genome assembly. NCBI's taxonomy places the organism in Eukaryota, Metazoa, Chordata, Mammalia, Artiodactyla, Cervidae.